This is a messenger RNA of Pogoniulus pusillus (Red-fronted tinkerbird), 2000 nucleotides long. RefSeq names its product methyltransferase 14, N6-adenosine-methyltransferase non-catalytic subunit (gene METTL14). The transcript has 11 exons. NCBI's taxonomy places the organism in Eukaryota, Metazoa, Chordata, Aves, Piciformes, Lybiidae. The record is from RefSeq and is a predicted model, not a curated record. Bases 64 to 1443 code for a protein of 459 amino acids. Gene Ontology annotation, cellular component: nucleus; RNA N6-methyladenosine methyltransferase complex. Gene Ontology annotation, molecular function: mRNA binding.
GGGACGGAAGUGACGCAGGCGGGAGCCCGGUGGCGCUGCGUGGCGGUCACCGGCGGAGGGACGAUGAAUAGCCGGCUGCAGGAGAUCCGGGAGCGGCAGAAGCUGCGGCGGCAGCUCCUAGCGCAGCAGCUGGGAGCGGAGAACGCGGACAGCAUCGGGGCCGUGCUGAACAGUAAAGAUGACCAGCGAGAGAUUGCCGAGACGAGAGAGCUGUGUAGGGCUGCUUAUGAUAUUUCUGCACCAAAUGCAAAACGUAAAUAUCCUGAUGAGGGAGAAGCUGACGAGGAAGAGGUUGAAGAAUAUAAGGAUGAAGUAGAGCUGCAGCAAGAUGAAGAGAACCUGCCCUAUGAAGAAGAGAUUUAUAAAGACUCCAGCACCUUUCUUAAGGGCACUCAGAGCUUAAAUCCGCACAAUGAUUACUGCCAACACUUUGUGGACACAGGACACAGGCCCCAGAACUUCAUCAGAGAUGUUGGCUUAGCAGAUAGGUUUGAAGAAUAUCCAAAACUUAGAGAGCUCAUCAGAUUGAAGGAUGAGCUGAUAUCUAAAUCUAACACUCCUCCCAUGUACUUGCAGGCAGACUUGGAAGCUUUUGACAUUAGGGAACUGAAUUCCAAGUUUGAUGUGAUUCUCCUGGAACCACCACUGGAAGAGUACUACCGAGAGACUGGCAUUACUGCCAAUGAAAAGUGCUGGACCUGGGAUGAUAUCAUGAAAUUGGAAAUUGAAGAGAUUGCAGCCUCAAGGUCAUUUGUGUUCCUGUGGUGUGGCUCAGGCGAGGGUCUGGAUCUUGGCCGAGUGUGUCUGCGCAAAUGGGGUUACAGAAGAUGUGAGGACAUCUGUUGGAUUAAAACCAAUAAGAACAAUCCUGGAAAGACCAAGACUCUAGACCCUAAGGCUGUUUUCCAACGAACCAAGGAGCACUGCCUCAUGGGCAUAAAGGGAACUGUGCGUCGCAGCACAGAUGGGGACUUCAUCCAUGCCAAUGUUGAUAUUGACCUGAUCAUCACAGAAGAGCCUGAAAUUGGCAACAUAGAAAAACCUGUGGAGAUUUUUCACAUCAUUGAGCAUUUCUGCCUUGGACGGAGACGCCUUCAUCUCUUUGGAAGGGACAGUACAAUUCGACCAGGUUGGCUGACUGUGGGACCCACCCUCACUAACAGCAACUUCAAUGCAGAAACGUAUUCUUCAUACUUCACAGCUCCUAACUCCCACCUGACGGGCUGCACUGAGGAGAUCGAGAGACUUCGGCCCAAGUCACCACCACCCAAGUCCAAGUCUGAUCGGGGUGGUGGUGCUCCCAGGGGAGGAGGGCGAGGAGGAACUUCAGCAGGGCGAGGGGAGAGGGGCAGAGAGAGGAACAGAACUAACUUCCGGGGUGAGAGGGGUGGCUUCAGAGGGGGACGUGGAGGUACCCAUAGAGGAGGCUUCCCCACCCGCUGAUGACUGUUAGAUAAUAAUUCUUCCCCUAGUCCUAUGCCUCCUCUCUGAAUCUUUUUCUUAGUCAUGAUUUUCUAAAGUGAAUUAUUCUGAGACUGAAGCUAGGUAACUUCUGAAAUUUGUUUUUGGUGCAAGCAGUGACAGAUACCUGCCUUCCAGUGACCAUCCUGGACAUCACCUCACCCAGCAGGCAGGUCCUGCAACUGACAGCACUAAGCUUGGCCUCCUGACAGCUGCUCCAAGCAGAGAGCACCCUUGCUUCAAACCAUGGGUAGGACUGAAGUGGAGACACUUGCUCUUCCCUUAUGAAACUUGCAAGUUGUGGGGCUGCCUUGACUGUCAUUUUCUCCAAAACUCGGGUUUCUCUUCCUUCCAUGGAGUUUUUGGUUUGGACUGACUUGAAUAGUAAGAUGGAGUGGGUACAAAAUGCAGUUCUGAACUGCAUGGCCAUAGCAGGCUUACUCACCACAGAAGAGAAAGUGCUGUGUCUAUAAUGACACCUAUUUUAUGCUCUCUUAAACCAAGGAGCAAGUUGAAUAAAUAAAACUAUUUUUUUAUUA